AUGAGUGAGAAGAGGGUGGUGGUUGAUUUGCCUCUCCAGAGACGCAGGGCCUCAUCCCUUAGGGGGACAAGGCCCCCCUCUUCUCUGGACAGCCCCCCAGCCUCCAGGACAGGCAUCAUGGGGAGCCUUGGCCGGGCCCCUGGGGUCUAUGUGGGGACCGCCCCCAGUGGGUACACAGGGGGUUUGGGGGCUCGAGUCACCCGCCGGGCUUUGAGGAUUAGCAGUGUCUUCCUGCAGGGCUUGCGGAGCUCAGGUCUGACCUCGGUAGCGGCCCCUGGCCUGGAAAGAGACCACCGUGAGGUGGAGGACUUGGGGGGCUGCCUGGUGGAUUAUAUAGCCAAAGUGCAUGCCCUGGAGCAGAUCAGCCAGGAGCUGGAGACACAGCUGCGCACGCACCUGGAGAGCAAGGCCAAGCGCUCGGGAGGCUGGGACGCCCUGCGGGCUUCGUGGAGCAGCAGCUGCCAACAGGGCCACAUGCCAGUGGUAUAUUCCUACAAUUCUAGCCGCUCAGGAGGGCUGAGGGCUAAAGAUCCCAGUUUGGAGGACGUGAAACUGCUGUACAAACAGCUUCUGGGGUCUGAGCUGGAGCGCGUGGACGUGCCCUCGGUCACAGGUCUAGACGGCAUCCUUGAGACCAUCAGAGUACAGUGGGAGAGAGACGCGGAAAAGAACCGGGCAGAGGCGGGCGCCCUGCUCCAGGCUAAGCAACAGGCCGAGGUGGCCCUUGCGUCCCAGACCCAGGAAGAAAAGCUGGCGGCGGCACUGAGGGUGGAUUUGCACAACGCCUCCUGCGAGGUACAGAGUCUCCAGGCGGAGACCGAGUCCCUGCGGGCGCUGAAACGAGGCCUGGAGAACAGCUUGCACGACGCCAAGCACUGGCACGAGAUGGAGCUGCAGAACCUGGGCGCCGUGGUGGGCCGGCUGGAGGCCGAGCUCAGCGAGAUCCGCGCCGAGGCUGAGCAGCAGCUGCAGCAGCGCGCGCAUCUGCUGGCCAGCCGGGGUCAGCUGCAGAGGGACCUGGAGACCUUCCACGCCCUGCUGGACCGGGACGAGAGCAGCUAAUCGAGAAACUUCCUCUUUUCACCCAAGAAAAGGCCUCACAACCUCUCCCCACCAGCCAGCCAGUGACGGGGCCUAAAGAGUUU
Molecule: messenger RNA, 1145 nt
Organism: Dipodomys ordii (Ord's kangaroo rat)
Lineage: Eukaryota; Metazoa; Chordata; Mammalia; Rodentia; Heteromyidae
Gene: Bfsp2
Product: beaded filament structural protein 2, phakinin
Exons: 6
Coding region: 1-1062 (353 amino acids)
Biological process (GO): intermediate filament organization
Cellular component (GO): intermediate filament
Molecular function (GO): structural molecule activity
Source: RefSeq, a predicted model, not a curated record